CAAGGCAACCGCGAAACAAACGACAACUCGUUGAUUACUGUCGCCGACUUUAUGCUUUUUCAUGUUCCUACGUAUCCCCGUGACGAACUCGUGGCUUCGCAGCGAUUUCUCAAUAAUUUUGUAAAAUAUAGAACUUAUAAAAGGGUAGAGAUAAGAGAAAAGCGGAUAGAAACGAUCAGUGGCGAACGAAGAUCGGAUACGAAGAUCGUAGAGGAAGAAGAAUAGAGAAAUGCGUGAAAUCGCUCAUCUCCAAGCUGGCCAAUGCGGCAAUCAGAUAGGGGCUAAGUUUUGGGAAGUGAUCUCCGACGAGCAUGGUAUCGAUCCAACGGGCACUUAUCACGGUGACUCCGAUCUCCAGCUAGAACGUAUAAACGUUUAUUACAACGAAGCGUCAGGUGGAAAGUAUGUUCCUAGGGCGAUCCUGGUCGACCUAGAGCCCGGUACCAUGGACGCAGUGCGCUCUGGACCGUUCGGUCAGAUAUUUCGACCGGACAAUUUUGUUUUUGGACAGAGCGGCGCCGGCAAUAAUUGGGCUAAAGGGCACUACACCGAAGGAGCGGAACUCGUCGAUUCCGUUCUCGACGUUGUACGAAAAGAAGCUGAAAGCUGCGAUUGUCUUCAAGGGUUUCAGCUAACGCAUUCUCUUGGCGGUGGAACAGGCGCUGGAAUGGGCACGUUGCUUAUUUCCAAGAUUCGCGAGGAAUACCCGGACAGAAUUAUGAUGACGUUCAGCGUGGUGCCCUCUCCAAAGGUAUCGGACACCGUGGUGGAGCCUUAUAACUGCACUCUAUCAGUGCAUCAGUUGGUUGAAAAUACAGACGAAUCUUACUGUAUCGACAACGAAGCUCUCUACGAUAUUUGUUUCCGUACUUUAAAGUUAACAACACCAACCUACGGCGACUUGAAUCACCUGGUGAGCGCGACGCUUAGCGGAGUAACCACGUGUUUAAGAUUCCCUGGACAGCUAAACGCUGAUUUGCGUAAACUCGCUGUAAAUAUGGUACCCUUUCCCCGACUGCAUUUCUUUAUUCCUGGCUUCGCGCCUUUAACGUCCAGAGGUUCGCAACAGUACAGAGCUCUCACUGUACCAGAACUCACGCAACAAAUGUUCGACGCAAAAAAUAUGAUGGCAGCGUGCGAUCCUCGUCAUGGUCGUUACUUGACAGUCGCAGCUGUUUUUCGAGGGAGAAUGUCGAUGAAAGAGGUGGACGAACAAAUGCUCAAUAUCCAGAAUAAAAACAGUAGUUACUUCGUCGAGUGGAUUCCCAGUAACGUUAAGACCGCCGUCUGCGAUAUUCCUCCUCGCGGAUUAAAAAUGUCGGCGACUUUCAUUGGAAACUCGACGGCCAUUCAGGAAUUGUUCAAAAGAGUAUCGGAACAGUUUACGGCGAUGUUCAGGCGGAAAGCUUUCCUGCAUUGGUACACGGGAGAAGGUAUGGAUGAAAUGGAAUUCACCGAAGCUGAGAGCAAUAUGAACGAUUUGGUUUCCGAGUACCAGCAAUAUCAAGAAGCCACCGCCGAGGAAGAGGGCGAGUUUGACGAAGAAGAAGAGGGCGAGGGUGAACACCCGUGAGCUUGAAUUAUCUUUACGAAAGUAUAUAUACAUAUAUAACGAGUUUCGUUUCUUAUAAAAAUACGCAUGUAUCACACGAACUGGUAUUGCGAUUAAAAUAGA
This is a messenger RNA of Bombus pascuorum, 1675 nucleotides long. RefSeq names its product tubulin beta chain-like. The coding region runs from base 230 to 1573 and encodes 447 amino acids. The transcript is spliced from 5 exons. Gene Ontology annotation, molecular function: GTP binding; GTPase activity; structural constituent of cytoskeleton. Gene Ontology annotation, biological process: mitotic cell cycle; microtubule cytoskeleton organization. Lineage: Eukaryota; Metazoa; Arthropoda; Insecta; Hymenoptera; Apidae. The record is from RefSeq and is a predicted model, not a curated record. Gene Ontology annotation, cellular component: cytoplasm; microtubule.